AUGCGUCUAUCUGCUGUGGCCAUCAUGGCAGCGCUCUUCGUGGCGCUGCCUUGCGUCGUGGCCUCCGCACCAGAAGUCACUCACAAGGUCUAUUUUGACAUGACACACGAUGGCAAGGACAUUGGUCGCAUUGUGCUGGGCUUAUACGGUAAAGUCGUGCCCAAAACCACCGAGAAUUUCCGCGCCCUAGCCACCGGUGAGAAGGGUUUCGGAUACCAAGGCAGCAGCUUCCACAGAGUCGUGAGUUGGCCAUCCGCGCGAGCACAGAGUUGAGUCAUGCUAAAUACGCCGGCGUGAUCUGCUUCGCCCGCGUUAGAUUAAAGAUUUCAUGAUUCAGGGUGGUGACUUCACCUCGGGCGAUGGACGGGGAGGCAAGAGCAUCUACGGCGAUCGGUACGUCGGCGCGCAUACAUCCUGGUCCAGAGCCUUUUCUCACAAACCAUCCUUCUCCCCGCAGCUUUGCAGAUGAGAACUUUGACCUCAAGCACGAAGGACCUGGCACCCUCAGCAUGGUGCGUUACUACCAGAAGGUGCACUAAUGUUUACGCUAACGCACUCAAGUGCAUUGCCCCUUUCAUAGGCCAACGCUGGCCGGGACACGAACGGAAGCCAAUUCUUCAUUUGCAGUGAGCAUCAUCUCCUUGCGAGGCCUGUGAAGGAUCGCUGUAGGGGAUAACUUUCGAUACUUCGCCAAGCUGAACCGAUUUCUUCCACUCAACAGCGGUCAAGACCUCUUGGUUGGACGGGCGCCAUGUCGGUAAGUGGUAGCACGUGCUCCAGCGCAAAUUUGCUUCGCUUACCACCGGCCGCUCCAAUCCCUUGCCACACGCAGUGUUCGGACGUGUCAUUGAAGGCAUGGACGUUGUUGAGCUCAUUGAGAAGGUUCGUCUAACACCGCGUGCAUUUGGAUGAAGAAGCAAACUGAUUGCGGCGCUCGCGCUUUCGUCUGCCUCUGCACAGGUUCCCAAGUCCCCUGGAGAUCGACCCAAGUCCCCCGUCACCAUCGCCAAGUCUGGAGAGCUCAAGGAAGCUGCACAUGAGGUGAAGGACGAGCUUUGAUGGUCUUGACUACUCUCCUCAACCUCUUGCUGGCGAUCAUGUUGCACACCCUCAAUGUAAAAGACGAGACGAUUCCACGCGUCAGGCGAGUCCGUCCUGCUAUCGCAGCAUGCACGCUUGCCACUCGUGUUUCAAUCCUCAUUUCUCCCUGUCACUGCGUUCUGCGAGAAUGUCUGCUUGCACCGCUUUGUGCGCACGCUUUCUGAUCCAUUGUCUUUCUUUGCCGUCUCCUCGUGCGUCUUCAGGUCGUUGUCGCCCCGCCUUCCACGCCGGCAGCUGCUGCAGCUCCAAAUUCAACGGCAGUCGUGACGCCUGUGGCAGAUCAAGUGAGCGCCAGCGGCACCAAGUCUGGCACGUCAUCAAGCGUCAAGACUGCUGGGGGCGUCUCUUUCUUAGGCUUUCUGGUCAUCAUUGGUCUGUUCGGAUUGAUUAGCACGCUCACUGUUCGACAUUUUGGUGGAGUGGCAUCAACGCGGGACAAGAUCAGACAGGUGCUGGGCACCUUCGGUGUUGGAGAUGGCGGGAGAGGAUCUUACUCUCGCGUUGGCGGCACUUCUUCCGCUGGCUUGCCUCGAUGA
This is a messenger RNA of Ceraceosorus bombacis, 1637 nucleotides long. The record is from the annotation of a GenBank genome assembly. NCBI's taxonomy places the organism in Eukaryota, Fungi, Basidiomycota, Exobasidiomycetes, Ceraceosorales, Ceraceosoraceae.